Messenger RNA from Stegodyphus dumicola, 2352 nucleotides. Its product is annotated as putative peptidoglycan muropeptide transporter SLC46. Gene Ontology annotation, cellular component: membrane. The record is from RefSeq and is a predicted model, not a curated record. NCBI's taxonomy places the organism in Eukaryota, Metazoa, Arthropoda, Arachnida, Araneae, Eresidae. Gene Ontology annotation, molecular function: transmembrane transporter activity. Gene Ontology annotation, biological process: transmembrane transport.
CUCGGAUUAACUAACCUUCUGGCUUUUAUUGUUUGCCAACUCUUGUAAUGUUUCUUCAUUUGCGUAUUAAGAAGAAAAAUAAAUUUUGGCAAUAUACAAGUAAAUUGACAAGGGUUCAAAAAAUGAUUAAUUGUACUAUACCCUAAGAAAAUCUGCAGACCUUCUCAUGUAGAUUUCAAGUCUGUGUUGAGAAGUUGAGCGAAGAUUCCCAUUUUGCGCUAGUCCUCUGUUUUUAUCUGAAGAUUCUGUAAAGUUGGUGCAAAUAAGAUGAAAGCACGUAGUUCUUCUGUGACUGCGACUGCGAAGAGUUUCGGAACCAGACUACUCGAUCUUUUGAAGAAAACGAGUAUAGAGCCGUACAUGUUUCUGGUAAUGUUCGCUCUCAACGUAAGCCAUGUUACACUCCAGAGUCUGUUACACGACAGAGCUUGCAGAGUAUCCCUGAAUUUUUCCAGUGAAAUAUGCAAUGAUUUAGAAAACGAAGAAAAUGAACGAGAACAGCUCGCCGCCGUAUCCUACGGCAAUAAUUUAUAUACUGCGGUACUUAUGAUAGCUACUCUGCCUUCUGUUGUGAUGGCAACGUUUUUGGGACCGUGGAGUGACAAGUAUAACAGGAAGUAUCCUCUCAUCCUGGCAACAAUAGGAACAGUAAUAGAUUUCUUCAUGCAAGCAGUCAUUGCUUAUUUUCCAACAGCUUCGCCAUACUGGUUCUUGGCAAGUGCUUCUGUGUCUGGUUUAUCGGGUGGCAUCGUAAUUAUCAUGUCAUCGACAUACAGCUACAUGUCUGACAUUACUAAUGAAAGGUCCAGGCAAAGUCGCUUUGCCGUUCUGGAAUUCUUUUCUAUAAUGUCUGGACCUCUAGGAUCUUUUAUAGGCGGUCAGGUUUUUGAAAAGGGCGGUUACCUGCCUGUCAUGUUCAUAUCUCCAGGAAGUUUGUUUUUAGCUUUGAUGUGGGCAAUAUUUUAUGUCAAGGAGACAAAAGAAAGACAAAAAGGAGUUACUAUGAAGGAAAUGUUCAUGGACCUCUUUCGUUUCGAUAACAUAAAAGAGAGUUUUAGAACCUGCAUGAAGAAAAGAUCUGGAAACUUCAGGCUACAAAUAUGGUUACUUCUGUUCAUUGGAUUUUCUACUCGCCUAACUGAAAUGGGUGCAUUGUCUAUAGGUUUUUCCUACACCAGGAAAGUAUUUAAAUGGACGGUAACGCAGUAUUCGAAUAUGAACACCAUUAUGAUUCUUCUGAAAGCCGCAGCAACGUUAGGAGUGGUACCUUAUUUAAACCAGAAAUUAUUAGUACAUGAAGCAGCCGUUGGCCUAAUAGGAAUCCUGUCUCUGAUGUUUACAAUGACGCUUAUGUCUGUAACAGUAAGCGAAUGGCUCGUUUAUUAUGCAUGGUUUGGUGGCAUGCUGAUUGCUUGUGGAAAUAUCGCUGUUCGGUCAAGAAUAUCGAAAUUAGUCAAUCGAAUGGAAUUGGGACGUGUAUUUUCGCUUUUGGCCACAUGUGAGGCAUUAACUCCUGUCCUUGGAACUACCUGCAUGUUGCAACUCUACAACUGGUCGGCUUCUUUCUACCCAGGUUUACCAUACGCGAUUGCAGCCGUGUUCCUCAUACCUUCUGCUCUAAUUUUUAUCUGGAUGAUGGGUCUGCCAACAAUGUCUUUUACUCAGUACGAAGAAAACGAAGCCACAAGAAUGAAGGAAAUGGAAGAGAGAUGUACUAGGAAUGUAACGUAAACAUGCAACUGAAAAGACAAAUGAGCAACAUUCGUAUUUGGCUGUGUAUUAACAGAAUGAAUUAUUAGAAAUACUUUAAAAAGAAUAUUAUGAAGUUCUGGGCUUACGAGAAUCAAAGGACCUUAAAGCUAGAGUUAAAUGUUAAUUUCAGAAACUAUGACUUUAUGCACGUAUAAGUCACGUAGUCAUCCAAGAUCAAGCUUUUGAAGCUACCCUAUAACGGUAUUCAUCACCAUUCACAUCUUAAACAGCAAUGAUACAUGAAUUUAUUUCGAUUCUGAAAUAUUUGUGUAUAGAUCAGUUGAUCAGACUUUAUAGCUGUUAUGAAAAGCUUCAAUAUAUUUGUCAUAUUAAGAAAUCAAUAAAGAACAUUUAAUGCAUCAAAUAUUUUUAAAAGAAUGUACCAUGCAUGACGUUUCGGAUAGAUGCUCGUGUGCAAUUAAUUUCACUUAGGCUAAUAAUAGCCUUAAUAUUUGUAUUGGAAUUCUAAGUAAUCCAACCAGCGCUUUUAUUUUUUGUAUUUAAGUCAGAUGUUUAUUAAUCAAUGUAGUAAAAUUUAAUUAUUUUCAUUUUUUCUAAUUUCUGUUGAACAAAUAAGAAUAAAUUUGUAAAACAGGUCAA